AUCUACAUGGCAUUUAUUUGUCAUCAGAGGAUUGGUCACCGUUGGGCAAUGCUACUUAGAUUUCAAAAUGCACCCCGAUUUGUUUGGGGAAUCUACCGAAUUGGGCGGGUUACCAAAAAUUCUCCCUUUCCAACGCAAAAUCUUUCGGAAUUUGAACAAGACAAUGGCGCUUCGAUUCUUCACGACAGGCUGCCUAAACAAUUACUCGAAAAAUUACAGACCUCAUAAACAAAUUACUUGAGCUCGGAAGGAGAGGUAAACAAUAGUUAUUGGAAUGCAUAGAUGCGGCCGCGUUCAUCUCACGCGCUUUCCAAUGGCAUGCGACUGAAACACCUUUGAAAAAUCAACAGGAAUAGAAUGCGGAAACAACACGCAGGCAGAGAUUGUCGGGGGAGAUUGAAAGGGGAAGGAUCUAUGAUAGGGAUCGGUUUUAUCAGCUGAUUCCAAGUAGGAUUUAUUGAAUUUGUGAUUUGUAUGCAGUGGAUCUGAUCGUGAAGGGUUUUAAUGGCGCGGGGCGCGAGAAAGAAAUCGAGGGUGCGAUGGAGUAAGCUUUAUUCUUUCAGUUGCAUAAGACCGGGCGUGGAAGAUGCAGAGUUAGGGCAACCCCAUCCACUUGAAGGACCUGGGUAUUCCCGUGUGGUUAAGUGCAAUGAGCCCGAGAUGCACAGCAAAAAACCUUUGAAGUAUCCUUCCAAUUAUGUGAGUACCACCAAAUACAAUGUCCUGACAUUUGUGCCCAAGGCUCUGUUUGAGCAGUUCAGGAGGGUUGCCAAUCUUUAUUUCCUGCUGGCGGCCAUUUUGUCUGCGACCCCGGUGUCGCCCUUCAGUGCAGUGAGCGUGGUUGCCCCCUUGGUGUUUGUGGUGGGAGCCAGCAUGGCCAAGGAGGCCGUGGAGGACUGGAAGCGCUUCAUCCAGGACAUGAAGGUCAAUUCGCGCAAGCUCACUGCGCAUAAAGGAAAUGGUGUUUUUGCAACCAAGUCCUGGCAGAAGAUUCGUGUUGGCGACGUGGUUAAGGUAGAGAAAGACAACUUUUUUCCUGCCGAUUUGCUUUUACUGUCCUCUAGUUAUGAAGAUGGUAUCUGCUACGUGGAAACUAUGAACCUUGACGGUGAAACAAAUUUGAAGGUCAAGAGAUGCUUGGAAGCAACCCUCGUCUUGGAUGAUGAUCACGAGUUCAGUAACUUCGCUGCUUCGGUCAAGUGUGAGGAUCCUAAUCCCAAUCUCUACAGUUUUGUUGGAAAUUUUGAGUUCGAAGGACAGGUUUAUGCUCUUGGCACCGAUCAGGUGCUUCUCCGAGAUUCAAAACUCCGGAAUACUCAGUAUGUAUAUGGUGUCGUAAUCUUUACUGGCCAUGAUAGUAAAGUGAUGCAGAACAGAACCGAGUCUCCUUCCAAGAGGAGCACCAUUGAGAAGAAAAUGGACAAUAUUAUUUACCUUCUCUUUUCAUUUCUACUCCUCAUUUCUUUAAUUAGUUCUAUUGGUUUUGCCCUUAGGAUAAAAUUCAGUAUGCCUGAUUGGUGGUAUCUGCAACCAGAGAAUACUACGAAAUAUUAUGAUCCAGAUAAUGCUGGCGCUUCAGGUGUUUUCCAUUUGGUCACCGCGUUGAUCCUCUAUGGCUACUUGAUACCUAUUUCGCUCUAUGUUUCAAUCGAGGUUGUCAAGGUUCUGCAAGCUCUCUUUAUAAAUCAAGACAUCCAGAUGUAUGAUGAAGAAACAAGCACCCCUGCUCAAGCUCGGACUUCUAACUUGAAUGAGGAGCUAGGACAGGUGGAUACGAUUCUCUCAGAUAAAACAGGAACCCUUACAUGCAAUCAGAUGGAUUUUAUCAAGUGUUCGAUAGCUGGUAUUUCAUAUGGUGUUGUCUCAAGUGAAGUGGAGAUUGCUGCAGCAAAACGGAUGGCAAUGGAUCUCAAGGGCCACCUGUCUGUUCUGGGUAUCCCAAGUCUUAAUGGACAAGACUUGGGUCCAUCAGGGAACAAUAUUCAGAGAUCAAGCUCAGCAGAACCAGAGAUUGAACUGCAGAUUGAUGGGCGACAAUGGACUCAGAUGACCGCAAAUCCUUCUAUCAAGGGAUUCAAUUUUAAGGAUGACCGACUCAUGAAUGGAAACUGGGUGAAGGAACCUAACAAGGAUAUGAUAUUAAUUUUUUUCCGUAUAUUAGCAAUUUGCCAUACUGUUGUUCCAGAUCAAGAUGAAGAGACAGGUAUGAUAAGUUAUGAAGCAGAAUCACCCGAUGAGGGGGCUUUUGUUGUAGCGGCAAGGGAGUUUGGGUUUGAGUUUUCCAGACGAACACAAACAAGUGUAAUAAUCAAGGAGCGGGAUGCAUCAUCUGGACAAAAGAUCGAGAGGGAGUACAGAUUGCUCAAUCUUUUGGAGUUCAACAGCACAAGGAAGCGUAUGUCUGUUAUUGUGCGGGACGAAGAUGGGCAGAUCUUUAUACUAUGCAAAGGAGCUGAUAGUGUCAUCUUUGAUAGACUUGGGAAGAAUGGGAAAGAUUAUCAAGAAGCAACACGCGCACAUCUGGCUCAGUAUGGAGAGGCAGGAUUGCGCACCUUAGCACUUGCAUACAAGAGCAUAACAGAAACAGAAUAUUCAGAAUGGAAUACAUUGUUUCUCAGGGCCAAGACAACAAUUGGCGUCGAUAGAGAGUCCCUACUGGAGAAUGCAUCUGACCUGAUUGAAAAGGAUCUGAUUCUUGUGGGUGCCACUGCUGUUGAGGAUAAACUACAGAAAGGGGUCCCUGAGUGUAUAGAUAAACUUGCUCAAGCAGGUCUUAAGAUUUGGGUACUGACUGGUGAUAAGAUGGAGACUGCAAUUAACAUAGGAUUUGCAUGCAGUCUGCUUCGGCAAGGCAUGAAACAAAUUUGUUUAAGUCUAAAGAGCUUGGAAGAAUCCAGUAACCAAGAUAAAUCUGCCAAGGCAGCAAAAGAAAGCAUUUCACUGCAAAUUACCAAUGCUUACCAGACAAUAAUCCUGGAGACAAAUCCUGACUCUGCUUUUGCUUUGAUAAUUGAUGGAAAAGCUUUGGCAUAUGCCUUAGAAGCUGACUUAAAAGAUCGGUUUUUGAAAUUGGCCAUACACUGUGCUUCCGUCAUUUGCUGUCGAGUGUCCCCUAAGCAAAAAUCCUUGGUAACAAGAUUAGUGAAAGAAGGUACUCAUAAAACUACUCUGGCAAUUGGUGAUGGGGCCAAUGAUGUUGGCAUGAUUCAAGAGGCUGAUAUUGGUAUUGGCAUCAGUGGAGUGGAAGGCAUGCAGGCAGUCAUGGCGAGUGACUUUGCUAUAGCACAAUUCCGUUUUCUAGAGCGUUUGCUGGUUGUUCAUGGACACUGGUGCUACAAGAGAAUUGCUCAAAUGAUCUGCUAUUUCUUUUACAAAAAUAUAGCUUUUGGGCUUACGAUCUUCUACUUUGAAGCACUUACAAGUUUCUCUGGACAGUCUGUAUAUGAUGAUUGGUACAUGCUGCUUUUUAAUGUUAUUUUGACAUCAUUGCCAGUCAUAUCUUUAGGAGUCUUUGAGCAAGAUGUUUCAUCUGAAGUGUGCUUGCAGUUUCCUGCAUUAUACCAGCAGGGUCCAAGAAAUGUAUUCUUUGAUUGGUACCGGGUACUCGGAUGGAUGGCAAAUGGAGUGUAUGCAUCUCUUGCUAUAUUCUUUUUAAAUAUAAGUAUUCUUCAAGGUCAAGGAUUCCGUUUAAGGGGCCAGACAUCAGAUAUGGCAAUUCUUGGAACAACCAUGUUCACGUGCAUUGUCUGGACGGUCAACUGCCAGCUAGCAUUAAGUGUCAGCCAUUUUACUUGGAUCCAACACCUGUUUAUUUGGGGAAGUAUUGCUGGUUGGUAUGUUCUUUUAUUGAUAUAUGGUAUGAUUUCUCCUACCUAUUCAACCAAUGCUUUCCAAAUUCUAACUGAAGCACUUGGUCCUGCCCCUAUAUACUGGUUAACUACAAUUAUUGUUGUCAUAAUUUCUGUUUUUCCUUAUUAUAUUCACACUGUCUUCCAAAGGGCUUACAAUCCCAUGGACCACCAAAUUAUUCAAGAAAUAAAAUAUUUAAAGAAAGAUGUAAGCGAUGAUUUAAUGUGGUCAACAGAGUGUGAAAAAGCCAAGCAAAAGACUAAGAUUGGAUUUUCAGCAAGGGUAGAUGCUAGGAUCCGGCAUUUUAAGGAAAGGUUGCACAUAAAACGUUUGGUUUCAUCUACUCCCACUGCAGAAAGUCCACGUCUUUGAGGAAGCUGUGUAUUUCAAUGUAUCUGACUGCAGCAUUCGGAAUUAGACACUGGAAAGAAAAGAGCCCUUUGUUAAUGCACACCCACAAAUUCUUGUACCAUCUUCUCUUCUAUCAUUUUUUCAUUUGUUUACACACUACAUCAAGUUUUGUAUCAUUAACAUUGUUAUAGUUACUUAAUGGAGUUCAGUAGUCCAUUUUAUGUUGCAGACAAUUUUUGACUUGAUAUACAGAGUCUAUUGAUGCCAGGGUUCAAUUUGUAUGAUUUUGGAAAAAGAAGACAAUCAAGUAGAUUUAUCACCAUUCUUCAGAAAUCAUGAGAAUUUGUUUAGUACACUAGCCAUAGUUUCAAACAUUAUUUUUUAUCAUUGUUACAUUGAUCUUGAGAGUGGUAGCUUAAUAUAGCUCCACAAUACAAAAUGGUUUACUUGUGCAGUGUAACAGUGGCAUAGGCAGAAAACCAAGGAGUGACUGCACAAUUGGAGCGUACAAACACAUCUUUUUGUAAUAUCAAGGAUACUUUUUGAAUUUUGCAUACAUUGCUAAUCUAAAAGGAAAGGUCUUUUGCCUAAUCUGUAUGCAGCCAUGCUUUUGACAUUGUCAAAAAGAGCAAAACUUCCUUGAUGAUGCAAAAGGCAAGCAAUUCUACAUCAAGUCAGUGAGAACAGAAGCGAAAUGUGUUUUAGUUUGUAGUAUUUCUCUUGCCCUGUACAUAUGUGCGAUAAACUCUCAUUUGUAUGAUGCAGAACAAUUUUUGAAAAAAGAAAGUUGUCUUAGUCUGCUUUCAUUGGCUGUGAUAAAUGACCAAAAUCUAAUUUUUUUA
Messenger RNA from Cryptomeria japonica (Japanese cedar), 5042 nucleotides. Its product is annotated as probable phospholipid-transporting ATPase 4. Gene Ontology annotation, biological process: phospholipid translocation. The transcript is spliced from 10 exons. NCBI's taxonomy places the organism in Eukaryota, Viridiplantae, Streptophyta, Pinopsida, Cupressales, Cupressaceae. Gene Ontology annotation, cellular component: plasma membrane. Gene Ontology annotation, molecular function: magnesium ion binding; ATP hydrolysis activity; ATP binding. The record is from RefSeq and is a predicted model, not a curated record. The coding region runs from base 505 to 4221 and encodes 1238 amino acids.